Molecule: messenger RNA, 2242 nt
Organism: Pecten maximus
Lineage: Eukaryota; Metazoa; Mollusca; Bivalvia; Pectinida; Pectinidae
Product: visual pigment-like receptor peropsin
Exons: 6
Coding region: 409-1335 (308 amino acids)
Biological process (GO): G protein-coupled receptor signaling pathway
Cellular component (GO): photoreceptor outer segment; membrane
Molecular function (GO): G protein-coupled receptor activity
Source: RefSeq, a predicted model, not a curated record
UCCUUGUCGCCCGGCUGACACCCGCUGUGUCUGACAUAGGUUACACUUGUAAAACAACAGUCGAUUCAACGUGACUUCCCAACAUUACUGCCGCAUCGCUCUGUCGUCACCUGCUGGAGCCGCACGCCAACAUACGCUCAACAUGUGCAAGUGCAUGUGACAGAAAACAACUUGCUGACUAGUUUAGGUAGCGACCAAGUCUGUAACAUCAGCGACAUAUUAGGAAGCUUAGAGACCAUUCUCGCUGUUGUAGCUUUGUGGUUUUGUAAACUAAUACCGUUCCAUUUUCUGCAUUUUCCAUUGGAGUGGUUUCAUUUUUCGGAAUUGGAAAUUCUUUCAAUACUCCGCGGCGUUAUAGACAGAACAGUUGUAUAGUAGAGCACAGUGUUAGAUAGAGCUCGAGGGAAGAUGUCGUCACCUACUGAUACUGCCGUUGGGAUGUUCUCCGCCUGGGAGUUUCGGUGUGUGGGUAUUGCCUACUUUAUAUUUGGGUCGGCCGGAGUGCUCGCUAAUGCCUUCACCAUACUGACAUUUAUGAGAGAGUCACCAAUCAGCUCACCUCGUCAUAUCCUGCAGCUUAACAUGGCUAUCGCCAACCUUCUCGUCUGUGCACCGUUCCCUUUCUCGGGCCUAUCCAGCUUCCGGGGAAAAUGGCUUUUUGGAGACCUGGGCUGUCAGCUGUAUGGCACGGAAUCCUUUCUCGGCGGAAUGGCGGCCACGACAUUCAUCCCGGUCGUUUGUAUUGAACACUACCUGGUCAGCUGUAGAAAGGACUUCUAUGAUACCAUCUCCAGCGGCACUUGGUGGACGGUUGCUAUGUUGUGCUGGAUGUACGCCUCACUCUGGGCCAUUCUGCCCCUAUUUGGAUGGAACAGCUACGACGUCGAGUCGUCAGGGAUCGCCUGUGGCAUUAACUGGCUGAGGAAGGACUCGAACCACAUGACCUACCUGCAGGCAAUGGUAAUCACGUGGCUCAUUCUCUUUGCCAUGGCUUUCUACGGACUGUAUCAGUCACGUGUCUACUGGGAGAGUGUUCAGACGAAGGCCGACCCCAAACCGGACACCAAGAACUGGUUCACAGAGAGGCAGCAGGCAUGGAUCUGUCUGGCGUUCAUGGGUAUAAUGUGUGUUGGGUUCGGACCGUAUGCAAUCCUUGGCGCGUGGGCAGCUCUGACGGACAGCACGACCGUGUCCACCUUGGCUAUCAUUAUCCCUUCACUGGCAUGUAAGGCUAGCAGCUCUCUGUAUCCCAUUCCCUACAUCGUGGCUAGCGACAGGUUCCGAGCUGCCUACCUUGGUUACCGUGUCUCCGAGCAGGAAGCCAAGGCCAACUGAUCACGUAACAUUGGGCUGUUUUAAAUCAUUACAAAGGAAGAUGUCGCGAACAAGUCACCUUGUGAAGAAUGUUAAAUGAACAGAGAUUUGUCUAUUUUCAGUCAGGAAGGUGUCCUAUUUGUGACCGUCUAUGUUUGUGAACAAGAAAUGAACAGUUGCCUAACAGGAUAGGAAUGACGUUUAGUCACUAUAUAUCUUUGUCUUAAGGUCUACCAAGCACCAGAUAGCUUUGCGCAUGAGCAGUGUCGUGGUUUCCGUCGUCGUCCGUCUACCUGAAGGUCCUCCGCCAGGCAUCAUAUCGGGAUAACUCCCCUCAAUACCCCCGCGUCCGUGGUAACAAGAGUAAAUUGUGCUCAAACUUUUUAGCUUUUGAAUAAUUAUGAGCCCUAUGACAAGAAUGCCUGGCCUGUAGAAGGCUUAGUUCAAAUAGACGACUUUGGUUCACUUCCUUCAUCAAAGGGUUCAUUUGCGCAAAACCAUCUGACUGGGAUUUAUCUUAACAAGUUAAGUUUGUCAUAUUGUUUCUAGGAUAAAAAACUCUUUUGAAAUAAUAGAACUGAGUCAAUUCCCCCUCCCACCCCCCCCACCUCCACCUCCCCCACCCCAUCCCCCUAUAUUCAGGUACAUGACGAUGCUAUUACUUCAUUGUUAACCGUCAUACUAACAAGUUAAAAUGACGUCGAUUUUAUUGUUUACUAACAGCGUCGGUUAUCAGGUGAGUGAUACAGGCCUCUGGGUAUCUUGCUUUUGUUUUUGUCUUUAGAAUGUUUUACAAUUGCAUUCAAUGAAGUUUUGUCUUAAAUAUUUCUUAGAUAAUUUGUUAGAAAUUCGAUGUUUUCUCCGACGUCCUGGCAGGUAUUGAAUUGUACAACGUAAGAAAUAAAACUAUUUGUAUACUACAUCGCCA